Zychaea mexicana is the source of this 339-nucleotide messenger RNA. RefSeq lists its product as uncharacterized. The transcript is spliced from 3 exons. Lineage: Eukaryota; Fungi; Mucoromycota; Mucoromycetes; Mucorales; Lichtheimiaceae. The annotation marks the transcript as partial. The record is from RefSeq and is a predicted model, not a curated record. Gene Ontology annotation, biological process: reciprocal meiotic recombination. Gene Ontology annotation, cellular component: synaptonemal complex. Gene Ontology annotation, molecular function: ubiquitin protein ligase activity.
GUUGGUUGUGCCAAUCGACAUUUCAAUCAAGCACUGGUAUGUCCUGCGUGUUCAACUUCACUUACUCAAAGUGAUGACAUUGUCGUGACGCAGCUGAACCCAUCAGAAGAGUACAAAUCUUCUAUAUUGGCAGGAUUGAGACCAGAUGUCAUUAUGGACAUUUCAAGUCGUGCGAUCGCAUUUUAUUUUUAUCAGACAUCCCAGGAACUUUGUUACAAGACGAUUAUGCAGCAGAACUUGGAAACAAAGUGUCAUACUUUGCAGGAUCAAUUACGAGAUGCAGUUAGCGAUGGCAAUAGGACUGUAAAAGGUACACAGAAGUGGCUCAGUGAUAUGUGA